AUGCUAAGCAUAUUUCAGUGGAGCUUCCGGACGAAGCAAGACAAGGAAGCAAAGCCCGGUGGUCUGGUUCUGAAAAACCGGACCGUGAAAGCCCAACGGUUGCAGCAUGUGGGUCCACGGGUGACGCGGGCCCAGGCAGCAUUCCUGUGCUGUGCUGUGCGGCAGCCGUCAUGGUUCGAGGCCGAAGGGACGGCUGCUGACAACAACAUGAACCGGCCGCGGCCAGAAUUCGAGGGCUCUGGUGUUGGCCUGCUUUUACCUCUUAGUUCUCCUAACGGGUGUGAGGAAAGAAACGGAGAGCCUGGGCUGACUGGGGAGGGUCUUUCACCGGGGCCAGUGGAAGAAGGAGGAGCCCACAACCCCACCGCGCUGGACAUCUCCCCCUCCCCCGCGCCAAGUGGCCCACGCUCCUUGGCUGCUCUCCCUCAGGUUCCUGCUCUCAACUCACCAGGGGCAGUGCUUCCUCCCAGAAAUGGAGAGGAGGGACCAGGACUGGGACCGCACAGGGGCUGCCUGGAUGGGCAUAGUCUCUUUGAAGGACCUCUCUGCCCCUAUCCUGGGGCUUGGAUACCUUUCCAAGGCCCUGGGACUGCCCAGCCUUCCCCUGCCACUCCCUCGGGGGAUCCCAGUAGGAAGGAGCACCUGGUUGUCACAUAGGAGAGACUGAGACAAGAGCUUCCCAACCUCUUCCUUCACUCCACGGCGACACGCUCCACUUCUCCAGUGGACUUCGUCAACGAGAUCCUGAACAUAUGCACUCAGGCCCGAGCCUGGUAUGUUCUAGCCCAGAACUAUUUUGCACAACUUCGGUUGGAGGUUCCACAACUGCUCUGCCACCCCGAGAACUGAACCCUGCAAACCCGUUGGCGGCUUGUGGGCCUGCCCAGCCACAUGUUUUGGGGUUUCUACAAGCGUGACAAGGAUGAGCUUUACCAGGCCUAGGGGGCCUGUUCUACCUUCUACCUGAAUUCUAGGGGCCCUGUUUGUCACCAGCACCUAGAUAAACUGAUGCCUUCACACUCCCCUCCACCCACCCCCCCACACACACCUGUGAAGAAGCUGCUUGGGGAACCCUGGGGGGCCCUGGAGUUCUCAGGACCAGAUCCCAACUUACACCCGUGUCCCAAGGCCUGA
Messenger RNA from Echinops telfairi (small Madagascar hedgehog), 1134 nucleotides. It is a transcript of the gene CUNH6orf136, whose product is annotated as chromosome unknown C6orf136 homolog. NCBI's taxonomy places the organism in Eukaryota, Metazoa, Chordata, Mammalia, Afrosoricida, Tenrecidae. The record is from RefSeq and is a predicted model, not a curated record.